Messenger RNA from Contarinia nasturtii (swede midge), 425 nucleotides. It is a transcript of the gene Tcs6, whose product is annotated as EKC/KEOPS complex subunit LAGE3. NCBI's taxonomy places the organism in Eukaryota, Metazoa, Arthropoda, Insecta, Diptera, Cecidomyiidae. Bases 114 to 404 code for a protein of 96 amino acids. The record is from RefSeq and is a predicted model, not a curated record. The transcript has 3 exons. Gene Ontology annotation, cellular component: EKC/KEOPS complex.
AAUUCGAUGUCAUUGUGCCGAAUAAAUGUUUCAACAGAAAUUCAUCCAAGGCAUUUUUCAAAAAAAAAAAAAUUGAGCAUUUAUCAUUAGUACAUAGUUUUUCAGCUCAAAUUAUGGAAUCGAAUCGACGAUCAACCGGAUACAAUGUCGAUUUGAAAAUUCCCUUUCCAACCCGAAGACAAGCAGAAAUUGCUUAUGACGUACUGAGAAUUGACCCAGAACCAAAACGAAGUGCAGUUACCAAGCAAUUGAAAUUAGUUUCGAAUGAUAUCAUAGCAACAUUCUCAGCCCAACAAGCGAAACACGUACGUGUUGGUGUAAAUGCGUUUCUUGAUGCCAUCAUUUUAUGUACUGAAACUUUGCAUCAAUUCGGGCCACCAGCCGUCAGCUACGAUUACGAGUAGCAAACAUUUUGGCAAUUAAGU